ACUGCACACGUUCCAGGGAGUUGCAUCCGAGCAGUAACUGAAGAACAUGAGGUGUAUCACGCGGUGCCGAAGACAGACAGUCUAUAAUGUAAAAAUACUUACAUAGCUUUCUUUUAUCGCAAAAGACAACGAGAGCUGGUUGGACAAUUUACUGACAAACAGGACAAACGAGUAACUCCCCGGAGCAGAAAGUUGUCGGUCUUCCUACUCGUUGGCACGUGCUUGUGUGUGUAGUAUUCUACAUCAUUGGACGUCAUGGCGGACUACCUUAUUAGUGGACAAACCGGUUACGUGCCUGAGGACGGACUGACGGGACAACAGUUGUUUAAUGGAGGAGAUGGACUCACUUACAAUGACUUCCUCAUUCUUCCAGGCUACAUUGACUUCACAGCAGAUCAAGUGGACCUGACCUCAGCGCUCACCAAACAAAUCACAAUGAAAACGCCCUUUGUCUCCUCCCCCAUGGACACUGUCACAGAAGCCAGCAUGGCCAUCGCUAUGGCAUUAACAGGAGGAAUUGGUUUCAUCCACCACAACUGUACUCCAGAAUUCCAGGCCAAUGAAGUCCGUAAAGUCAAGAGGUACGAGCAGGGCUUCAUCACGGACCCCGUGGUGCUGAGCCCCCAUCAUCGUGUGCGGGACGUUUUUCAGGCCAAGGCCCGCUAUGGCUUCUGUGGUAUUCCCAUUACAGACGACGGCAAAAUGGGAAGCAAGCUGGUGGGCAUCAUCUCCUCCAGAGACAUCGACUUCCUGAAGGCAGAGGACCACGACCUGCCUCUCAGUGAGGUGAUGACAAAGCGAGAGGAUCUUGUUGUCGCACCUGCUGGGGUAACGCUCAAAGAAGCCAAUGAAAUCCUGCAAAGGAGUAAGAAAGGCAAACUGCCCAUCGUCAAUGAAGAUGGUUGCCUGGUGUCCAUCAUCGCUCGAACUGACUUGAAAAAGAACAGAGACUUCCCUCUGGCCUCCAAAGACUCUCGCAAACAGCUGCUGUGUGGCGCUGCCAUCGGCACGCACAAUGAUGACAAAUACCGACUGGAUCUGCUGGUGCAGAGCGGAGUAGAUGUGAUCGUACUGGAUUCUUCCCAGGGUAACUCAAUAUUCCAGAUCAACAUGAUCAAAUAUAUCAAGGAGAAGUACUCAAGCCUAGAGGUCAUUGGUGGCAAUGUGGUGACCGCCGCUCAGGCUAAGAACCUGAUUGAUGCAGGAGUGGACGGACUGAGAGUGGGAAUGGGCAGCGGGUCCAUUUGCAUUACACAAGAAGUACUUGCGUGUGGCAGACCUCAGGCCACAGCUGUCUACAAGGUGUCUGAGUACGCAAGGCGCUUUGGCGUGCCAGUCAUUGCCGACGGCGGCAUCCAGACUGUUGGACACAUCGCCAAAGCCCUGGCGUUGGGGGCGUCCACAGUUAUGAUGGGCUCUCUGCUGGCAGCCACGAGUGAAGCUCCGGGUGAAUAUUUCUUCUCCGAUGGCAUCCGCCUGAAGAAGUACCGCGGCAUGGGCUCCCUGGAUGCCAUGGACAAAAACCUGGGAUCCCAGACCAGAUACUUCAGUGAGAGUGACAAGAUCAAAGUAGCUCAGGGUGUUUCUGGAGCCGUGCAGGACAAAGGCUCCAUCCACAAGUUUGUUCCUUACCUGCUGGCUGGUAUUCAGCACUCUUGCCAGGACAUCGGUACCAAGAGUCUCACUCAGCUCAGAGCCAUGAUGUACAGUGGAGAUCUGAAAUUUGAAAAGAGAACAUCAUCCGCUCAAACGGAGGGCGGUGUCCACAGCUUGCACAGUUAUGAGAAACGUCUGUUUUGAAGAUGGAGUGUCUUUUCAUCGUGAUGAAAAAAACUCCCCAAACGAGGCCUCUUUUAUCACACACAAGCAUGACCUCAACGCAUUUGUAUCCAUUAAGUGUUCCAGCAUCUUCUAUGCAUCCUUUAAUAAUAACUAAGCAUUUAUCAGUUAGUGCACACGUGACUGUGCCCUCUUAAUGCCUUCCAUCCUCUUGUGUCCAUUUUUAAAAGAAUUAAAUGAUUUUUCCAACAAGCGCUUGUCCCCCACUUUGUUCACUUACUCUACUGUGAAAAGUAAAUCUACUUGUUGGUUUAUUGCAUUGUUAUACAGUACACCAAAGAAAAUAUCACAAGCACUUAACUGAAAACUAGAUAAAGGAAAUAUUUGCUUAAAUUGUAGUAUUUAUAAUGUUAAGCAAUUAAAAGUAAUUGAGCAAAUUGGAUUGGCCAAUCUUUAAGUACAAUUACGGUACAGACACUUUUUGCAGUGUUUUUAUAUACACUCAAAAAUAUAAAUGCAGCACUUGUUUUUGCUUCCUUUUUUCAUGAGGUGAACUCGUAUCAAAAACUGGCCUCCCUCUCAAAUAUUGUUGACAAGUCUGUCUAAAUCUUUGUUAAUGAGCAAUUCUCCUUUGCUGAGAUAAUCCACCCGCCUCACAAGUGUGGAAUAUGUAGAUGCUGAUUAGACAAUAUGAUCAUUGCACUGGUGUGCCUUAGGUUGGCCACAAUAAAAAGCCACUCAAAGGAGAGUUGUUUUUUUUUAUUGUAUUUGGUGGUGGGGGGAGAUCAGAGGACCAGUCAGUACCUGGUGUGAGCACCAUUUGCCUCAAAUACCGCAGACUCUGAUCCAGCGCAUCCCAAACAUGCUCAGUGGGUGACAUGUCAGGUGAGUAUGCUGGCCAUGCAAGAACAGGGACGUUUUCAGAUUCCAGAAAUUGUGUACAGAUCCUUGCCACGUGGAUCUGUGCUGCAACAUGAGGUGAUUGUCUAUGAAUGGCACAACAAUGGGCCUCAUGAUCUUAUUCUAUCUUUGUGCAUUCAAAAUGCACCUGUGUUCAUUGUCCAUAGCAUACACCUGCCCAUAACAUAACUCCAUCGCCACCAUGGGCCACCCCAUCCACAACAUUGACAUCAGCAAACCGCUCACCCACAUGACACUUAUAGUAAAAACUGGGAUUCAUCCUUAAAGAGAACACCUUCCCGACGUGCCGUGCACCAUCAAAUGUGAGCAUUUGCCCACUCAAGUUGGUUUUGACGACAAACUGUAGUCACGUUGAGACUCUGAUGAAGACAAUGAAUGUGCAGGUGAGCUUCCCUGAGAUGGACUGUGACAGUUUGUGCAGAAAUCCACCAUACAGGUGGAUGGAUUACAGUAUCCUAGCAAAGAAGUGCUCGCUAACACAAAUUUAGACAGAUUUUUUUAACAAUAUUUGAGAGAAAUAUGCCUAUAUGUACAUAGAAAAACUUUUACAUCUGAGUUCAGCUUAUAUAUUUGUUGAAUGUAUUUUAUAUUUAUUUUUUUAUAUUUUUUCUGAAUGACUGUGCGAUUUUACCACAUGCAUUGUGAAUGUUGAAAUUAAAUAAAAAUUGGACAUUAAUAUUUCUUGUGGUUCAAUAUACAGUAUACACCCAUCAAAAUGUUAAGACCAGUUGAAAAAUUGCAGUUUGAUCUUAAGGAGGUUCUAAGUAGCGCUUCAAAAUGCAAAAAGAUGACAUGGGAGUGAGGCCAAAAAAAAGGUUAAUUAUGAAAUGUAUUGCAACCAUUAAAGUGAAGUGGGCUGUUCAUCAGCUGAUCAAAAGUUUAAGACCAUCGCGUUAAAAAAAAAAACAAAACCCAAAACUCCCCUAAAAUCUAAAUAAAUAAAAAAAAAAAACGAGUAGCUGUGCAACAGUGCAAAAUGUAAAUUCUUGACAUUUUUCAGCUGGUCUUAAAAUUCUGAUCAGGUUUGUGUUUGUGUGUGUAUAUAUAUGUGUGUGUAUAUAUAAAUACAACACAGUAUAUUGUUGCCAUCUGAUAAUACCAAAUAUUGUGGGGGUUUUUUCUUUUAAUCUGAAACAUAUUGAUGUUAAUUGUUUACUAAAAAAUGUAAAUGUUUCCAGUGGAAAGCAAUGAUGUAAGAGCCCCAGAGGAAAAUUAAACUUAAAACAUUUAUACUUGAGAACUACGGUGAAAACCCACAGCAUUUCUGUAUGUGGAAUUAAAUUAUGGAACGGAUUGAUUAAGGACCUCAAACAAUGUACAGAGGUGAGCAAAUUCAAAAAACAAUACAAGCAGUUGACGUUUGCGAAAUACAAGGCAGAAGUGUUAGGAACGGCCAAGGCCGUGAUACAGGAACCCAAAAUGCAGAGUCAAAUACGUGUAACAGAAAAAGUCUAUAAUACAAAAUGGAUAACAAAAGGUACGAAAACAACACAAGGAAAAAAGUACAACAAAAAUACCUCCGGACCUAGUCGCGGGAAUAGUAACGAAAAACACUGCUAGCACGGAGAGCUGAGCAGGGAAAAAUACAGGCACGUAACGAAGAGAGCUGCUAACAAAAACUAGCAGAAGUACCGAAAAUACAACUACUGCUGAGGACGUCAAGCAGCUGGUUAGGUACUUACAGGUGAGACGAGCGUGGGUCAGAAAGCCAAAAACACAAUGCACGAGAACAAGCUGGAAGGAGCUUAACAGGGUGUAGCAAAGGGACAAUCUGGCACUGGAUGUGAGUAAGCACACAGCUUAAAUAGAACAACUAAUCAGGCACAGGUGAAGAUGAUCAGCAAUCAGGGUGCUCAGGAGUGUGCUGCAACAGAGAAGCAGUAGAAGGCAGUACCGCAGCACACAAUCCUGACAGUAUCCCCCCCUUUUAUAAGACGCCCCCUGGCGGCCUACCUGGUUUAUUGGGGUGAGCGGAGUGGAAGUCGGAAAUGAGGGAGGGAUCCAGGAUACGGGAGCAGGCGACCCAGGAGCGCUCUUCUGGUCCAUAUCCCUCCCAGUCGACCAAAUACUGCACCCCCCUCCCCCUUCUUCUCGAAUCUAAUAGGGCUCUCACCGUAUACGCGGGCUGGCCGUCGAUGAUGCGGGGCGGGGGUGGAGCCUCGACCGAAGGGCACAGUGGACUGGUAGCGACAGGCUUGAUGCAGGAGACGUGGAAGACUGGGUGGACUUUAAGAGCCGGUGGAAGCUCCAGCUUGACAGCUGACUUGUUGACUAUUGUUUUGAUCUUGUAAGGUCCCACGAACCUUGGAGCCAGUUUCCGAGAGGUCCCUGCCAGCGGAAGGUCUUUAGAAGACAGCCAUACCUCCAUCCCAGGCUGGUAAUCAGGUGCGGGAACCCGGUGCCUGUCAGCAAUCCGACGGUUGUGUUCUGCUGUUCGUGUUAAUGCAGCCCGGGUCUCUCGCCAAAUGCGUCGGGCGCGUCGAAGGUGUACGUGAACAGCCGGGACGGUAAUCUCUGCUUCCUGGGAGGGAAAAAGCGGGGGCUGGUAACCAAACACAGUCUUGAAGGGUGACAUACCUGUCGCCGAGCAGGGUAACGAGUUGUGGGCAUACUCAAUCCAAGGGAGGUGGGUUGACCAGGAGGAGGGGUGUCGAUGACAAACGCACCUAAGUGCUGCUUCCAAGUCCUGAUUGGCCCGCUCCGUCUGGCCGUUGGACUGUGGGUGGUAUCCAGAAGAGAGACUAACGGUCGCCCCCAAUGCCUUAUUAAAUGCCCGCCAAACUCUUGACGCAAACUGAGGCCCUCUGUCCGAAACAAUGUCUGUAGGUAUCCCGUGUAGGCGAAAAACGUGCCUCACCAACAGUUUAGCUGUUUCCAGGGCCGUGGGCAACUUGGGGAGCGACACAAAAUGCGCCAUCUUAGAAAACCUGUCUACGAUAUUCAGUAUGACGGUCCGGCCAUAUGACGAGGGUAAUCCAGUGAUGAAGUCCAUUGCGAUGUGGGACCAUGGCCGACCAGGGACAGGUAACGGCUGAAGCAAACCGGCAGGAGGGCGAUGGGAAGCUUUACCUCUGGCGCAGACGGAGCAGGCGGCGACAAACUUCUUAACGUCGGCUGUCAUGGUAGGCCACCAGAACCUUUGGGAGACCAGGAAUAGGGUUCGUCGAAUCCCCGGGUGGCAGGCAAUCUUCGACGAGUGACCCCACAGCAGCACCUCGGAUCUGAGUCGUUCAGGAACAAACAAUUUCCCCUCAGGGCACCCCUCUGGUAGUUCCGUCUCCUCCGCCGCCUCAGAGACCCUCCUCUCCACCUCCCACUGGAGAGCGCCGAGUAUCCGGGCGACAGGUACGAUGGUCUCCGGUGGUGAGUUCGACUCCACCGGGGAAAAGAUCCUUGAUAAUGCAUCAGGCUUAAUAUUCCGUGAUCCAGGUCUGUAAGUGAUAGAGAAAUUAAACCUUGUUAAGAACAGUGACCAUCUGGCUUGGCGAGAGUUGAGUCUGUGCGCUGAGCGUAUAUAUGCCAAGUUCUUGUGGUCCGUAAUAACUACCAACGGCUGGGCUGCACCCUCCAGCCAAUGUCUCCACUCCCGCAGCGCAAGCACAAUGGCCAGCAGUUCCCGAUUACCCACAUCAUAAUUUCUCUCUGCCGAGGUGAGGCGAC
Molecule: messenger RNA, 6360 nt
Organism: Dunckerocampus dactyliophorus (ringed pipefish)
Lineage: Eukaryota; Metazoa; Chordata; Actinopteri; Syngnathiformes; Syngnathidae
Gene: impdh2
Product: IMP (inosine 5'-monophosphate) dehydrogenase 2
Exons: 14
Coding region: 256-1800 (514 amino acids)
Biological process (GO): GTP biosynthetic process
Cellular component (GO): cytoplasm
Molecular function (GO): IMP dehydrogenase activity
Source: RefSeq, a predicted model, not a curated record